Messenger RNA from Carica papaya (papaya), 1545 nucleotides. RefSeq names its product Oxidoreductase family protein. The record is from RefSeq and is a predicted model, not a curated record. Gene Ontology annotation, molecular function: nucleotide binding. NCBI's taxonomy places the organism in Eukaryota, Viridiplantae, Streptophyta, Magnoliopsida, Brassicales, Caricaceae.
GACACAUUAAAAUACGAAUUUUAUUCAUAUUAUAUAAGUUAUUAAAAAAAUAUACUAUAAAUAAAUACUACUAACAAAUUAAUUUUAAAAUGGUAAAAGCUCAAAUAUAUUAAAUCAUGUUAAUAUAAUAAUAACCAAAGAAUUUUAAGAUGCUAAAGCUUACAGUAGCAGAGGAAUAUUAGCGACGAACAGCUCCAGUCUAAAAGUAAGAGUCCAGCUGCACAGGAACGGGGGAAACACAGAUCUUCAUCAUGGAUGCUAAUAACACUGUGGUGAAGUAUGGCAUCAUAGGAGUAGGUAUGAUGGGAAGAGAGCACCUCGUUAAUCUCCACCAUCUUCGCAGUGAAGGCGUUGCUGUUGUUUGCAUAGCGGAUCCUCAUCUCCCUUCCCAAAAACUUGCCAUUGAAUUAGCUCACUCCUUUGAUUGGCCGCUUAAGGUAUUUUCAGGGCAUCAGGAAUUAUUAGAAAGUGGGCUUUGUGAUGUGGUGGUUGUCUCCACUCCGAACAUGACUCAUUAUCAGAUCCUUAUGGAUAUUAUUAACCACCCUAAACUCCACCAUGUGCUUGUAGAGAAGCCAAUGUGCACCACAGUUGCCGAUUGCAGAGAGGUUGUUAAUGCGGCAAAAAAGAGGUCAGAAAUGCUGAUACAAGUUGGAUUGGAGUACAGAUACAUGCCACCUGUUGCCAAAUUGAUAGAAAUAGUUAAAGGUGGAAGUAUUGGGCUUGUCAAGAUGGUGGCAAUCCGGGAACAUAGGUUUCCUUUUUUGGUUAAGGUCAACAAUUGGAACAGAUUCAAUGUGAACACAGGAGGGACUCUGGUAGAGAAGUGCUGCCACUUUUUUGACCUGAUGAGGUUAUUUGCAGGUGCAAAUCCUGUUCGUGUGAUGUCUUCCGGUGCCAUGGAUCUUAACCAUAAAGAUGAAGUAUAUGAUGGAAAGGUACCUGACAUCAUUGACAAUGCAUAUGUGAUUGUUGAAUUUGACAAUGGUUCUCGAGGAAUGCUCGACCUAUGCAUGUUUGCUGAAGGGAGUAAAAAUGAACAGGAAAUAUCUGUUGUAGGUGACCUUGGAAAGGGUGAGGCCUUUAUUCCUGAGAAUGUUGUUCGUUUUGGAACUCGAAUGGGAGGAAGAAAUAAUGUUCACAGUUUUAAAGCUGAAGAUAACCGAAUAAAAUAUGAAGGACUGCAUCACGGAUCCAGCUAUUUGGAACACCUUAAUUUUCUGUCUGCAAUUAGAGGUUUGGUUGCUCCUACUGUGGAUUUGCGUGAUGGGUUGAUUUCAGUUGCUAUGGGAGUUGCAGCACAGCGUUCUAUUGAGAAGGGCGGAUUUGUUACAAUUGAGGAGGUCACUAACGGACAGAAUGGCAUGGAAUAUUGAUUUUAAUGACUCUGGUAGUAAUAUCAGCUUCUUAAUGAAACUGCACCAAAUUGUUUUACAAAUUGAUGUUAAUAGAUCUCUACCAGGUAUUCUGUCCCUGCUAAAUGUGUCUAUGUAACAAUGUAUAUAUGUUGCUUAUUCAAUCAGAAUUAGUAUUUAAAACUUCAUA